CUUCUAUAGACAUUAAGAAUAAAAUGGGGAAAAAACAAUUACCAUUUAAUACAUUUGGAUUGUUAUGUUUAUGUUGUUAUCACAUUUACAUAAUCGAAAUAACACGAGCUUUUAUUUUGAAAACCAGUGUAGCCGGUAGACGGAAGUUGGGGUCUGCAUUUACUCGCGCGCGCGUGUUGAUUAUGGCAGGCUCCGGUGACAGCAUGCAGAACAUAAACAACACACUUAGUGAAAUAACCUGUGAAAAACUUACAAACACGCAUCUCGAAGCUUUACAAACCCUGACGAGCGCUUUCAGAGAUGAGCAGUUCAGAGGCAGUGUUGACAGGGAGGUUUUUGGAAAUCUCUCUGCGGUGCUGUCAAGGCUUUCUGUGGAUGUCCAACGUUUGACAGAUGAGACAGAAUCACAGGAGGGAGAAGCAUCAUCUCUGUGCUUUAAACUCACAGCAGAGUGUUUCAGAGCGCACAGAAAUGCCUGCGUGCAAUGCACUCAAAACCAGUGCAGUCUGAGAGAUCUAGGCUCUAUCAAGCGAUCUUUUGAGAUUUUAUCCAAUCUCAUCAAGAUUUCAUCCAGAGGUUCAAAUGACAUUUAUGACGCGCUUCGAUGUGGAAUUCAGUUUCUUGGUAACAUUGCUGUAGGAAACCAGCUCUGCAAAGAUGACAUCUGGGAGUUUGGUUUCCCACAUAUCUUUUGGGACAUUUUGCAGCUCCCUGAUGAAAAAUCCAUUUCAUAUACGUGUAUGGUGAUCCACACUUGUCUGGAUGAACACAAGACGGAGCAGUUUGUUGAAGAUACACAACGGCUUAAACUGACUCUGAAGAUCAUGGACUUGUGCAGGACUUUGCCUGAUCUAGACUGGACGGUCUUUAUUGUCACACAGCAUUUCCUCAAGUCUACAGAGCUCAUUAGGAAGAUGUACACUGAGAUGACCAAUGAGGAAAGACUCACACUACUGGAGCUGAUAUUAGCACAGCUUGGUGUUGUUGAAGAGCAGAAGGACUGUUUGAUGCCUCUGAGUGCUGCUCAAUUUCUGGCUUCCUGCUUCACUGAUCACGGCAGAACUGUUCUCAGUCUGAGCUCUGAAGCAUCUGAUAACCAGGCAGCAUUGGUUAUCAUCUGGCUUUUAGACAUCCUUUGCGAGAUGACCUCUGACCGAAAAGAGUUUAUGUCACUACAGGAUCACCCUGACCUUCUGAGCGCCACAGUCGGCAGGAAGAUAACAAGUCCCUGACCUUUAGUGCCUGAAAUUGGACAUCUAGAGGAAGUGGAAACUGCUCUUUGAUGGAGGAUUUCGGUGCCACCGGCCCUUAGUCCAGUUUACUUGACUUAGCGGUGCACUGAAACAGGGAUGUCACCUUCGAUACAGGCUCAAUGCAGCCACCCAGAUGGAGUGGGAAUCAGCUGCGAAGCGGUGGAAGAUGCCGCAGGGGAAGUCAUUUGCGAGGAGAAAUCCCUACAGCUCCCAGCGGCUAGUAAUGCAUAUGGAGUCACUUAAAAAUGUAACUGCACAUAGCUGUCACUGUUCCUCAGAACGCUGGAUGACAAGUGGGCGUGCCAACAUCAUAAUGUGCCGGCACCUAACUCCUCUGCUUAGGACCCGUUUACACUAAAACGCUUCAGUUUUAAAAAGCACAAGUUUUGCUACGGUUACGCGAUCCGUCAACACUACGCCAGAGUUUUCGAGCAGUGAAAACACCCCUGGUAAAGUGUGUGCUCACCCUAGCUUGACACGGCUGACUUUGGGUAUGGUACGCAAGGGCGAUGGCGUUGACUAUCCAGCGGGCCAACCUUUGUUUAGAUAUGGCACUUCCCUUUUGCUGACCUUCUAAACAAAGAACUGCUCAGAAGAAUUUUUUGCUCUGAGUGUGGUGCGCGGACACAAUAAAGCAGCGAGAGGGUUGGGUCUGGGACACUAUUCGUUGAUCGAAAAUGUCUUCAAGUCCUAGAUUCUCUUGAACGACACCAACGCGGUCAGCAGAGCUGUCUUACGUGACAAAAUCGUAAAGACUUUAGAUUUUAGAUAAAGUGCGGAAAGGACUACAGAAAGAUCCCAAGAUGAUAUAAAAAGAGUACGAGAUGGGUUAAGCCUUCUAGAGCCUCUGAGGAACCGGAUGACCAGGUCAUUCACCAGCUCAUGGUGAGUGGAAAUGGCUGCCACGUAAACCUUCAGUGUGGAGGGUGACGGUAUGUCCUCCAUCUUAGCCUGAAGGAAGAAAAGCACGACACUGAUCAGGCAAGUUCGGGAAACUUCUCUGCAAGAAGGCUUUAGCCUAAAUGAUUGUGUUAACCACCGAAGCCAGUAGGUCACCUAAGUCUUCCGCGUCGCAUCUGUGGACCACACGUGGAAGUUUGAGAGAGCAGAACGCUGGUGCUAAAUUGUACCCCAUCCCUGAGAAAAAAGGUCCUCCCUCAGAAUAAUCUGCCAAGGAGGGGCUAUUGCAAGGAGUGUGAAGUCUGUAAACCACGUCUUGUUCGGCCAAUGAGGCACAAUGAUCAAGACCUGCUCCUCGUCCUCCCUGACUUUGCACAGUGUCUGUGCAAGCAGGCUCACUGGGUGAAUGCAUAUUUGCGCAUGUCCCAGGGCCAGUGCAUCCAUGCCGAGGGAGCCCUUGUUCAGGAAAUACAACCACUAGCAAUGGGUAGUGUUGGUUGUGGCUAACUGGUCAACCAGGUCCUUGCCAAAAUGUUCCCAUAUCUGCUCUAGUCCAUGGACCCACAGCCACAUGUUCGUUAUACACCGCACCUCAACCUGUGGAGGAGAGACGUGCUCUCAUGCCAACCAAAUCCAGCUCCACACCAAAAAACACAGUUGUCAUGGCAAAAUCACCAUAGUGGCCAUUGCCCUCCUGAAGGCACAAAUUGCAGUUUUGGUUGUGAUUAACGCAAAAUCGGUCGCUGUCCUGAGGUCAUGUAUAACCAAUGGGGAAGGAUAGGCCAAGAAUCGGUCAACGCCUGUGAUUGGAAGCGCUGGUACGUAGCCAUCGCAUGUAACACGGAAGUGGCCUGGCACAAAUAGCCUACGUGCUUUGGUUGGGAGACGGGGCUCAUUCUGCCUGGUGGGCAAAGAUUGACCUCUAUCGCCCUCUCGAUCUGGGGAAUGGCCACAUACGCCCUGGCUGAUCUUUUAUCAAGGGCAAGGAGUUACUGACUUAGUAAAUGACUUACUGCUCUGGCAGAGACGGGGGCCUUCCAAGCCUAAGUAAGCUUCUCAUACACUUUCGGGUAGAAAGGGGGUUGGGGGCCGGAGAGAGUUUUACCCCAAUCCUGGCCCCCACAUAGUACCCAUCUAAGUGGUCUGGCCGCUGGUCUGGAGGCUGCGAAACCGUUGCCACCUGGAAAAGCAUAGCCACCAUGUCUGACUCCUGAUCUGACACUGCAUGCAGUGGAAGCUGAUCUGGUCUAUCAUCAGAAAUUAAGAGCUCACCUUACGAUGCCACGAGGGACAUUCACUCACCUGAGUCAUCAAACAAUCAAGCGACGAUUCUGGAGGAAGCACUGGCAGUAUCGUCUGAAUCCUGGAUAGGGUGCAAUGAUGAGGAAUGGGAGGACCACAAGGGUUAGCUAGCAAUUGAGCUCCCAUUGUAAGCCUCUGGUCCCCCUGCAAACUCACCGCUAUGCGGACAAGCACAGAGGUAGUUCGCACAUUUAGCUGUGCUAGCCAUGACCUCAGCAUGGCCACGGACAUGCUCUCGCAGUGAGGGCAUGAUUUGUUUAUGAGUACUGCAGCGUCAUUGCCUGACAAUCAUACAGAUUGUAAUAUUUCUGAAAAUAAUCUGGUCUUUCUAAAUUGUUUCACAAUUUAUUUUAAAUUCACUAUUAAUUUUCAUUGUGUCUA
This is a messenger RNA of Danio rerio (zebrafish), 3836 nucleotides long. NCBI's taxonomy places the organism in Eukaryota, Metazoa, Chordata, Actinopteri, Cypriniformes, Danionidae. The record is from RefSeq and is a predicted model, not a curated record.